Messenger RNA from Calliphora vicina (urban bluebottle blowfly), 2839 nucleotides. RefSeq names its product Ionotropic receptor 8a (gene Ir8a). Gene Ontology annotation, cellular component: postsynaptic density membrane; plasma membrane. Gene Ontology annotation, biological process: synaptic transmission, glutamatergic; monoatomic ion transport; modulation of chemical synaptic transmission. The transcript has 9 exons. The record is from RefSeq and is a predicted model, not a curated record. Gene Ontology annotation, molecular function: glutamate receptor activity; transmitter-gated monoatomic ion channel activity involved in regulation of postsynaptic membrane potential. Bases 1 to 2790 code for a protein of 929 amino acids. NCBI's taxonomy places the organism in Eukaryota, Metazoa, Arthropoda, Insecta, Diptera, Calliphoridae.
AUGUCUUUUAUAAGAGGAGCGCUUGUUCUUUGGAGUUUUUUAACUAUAGUAAAGUGCAAUGAUUUGAAUAUCGUAUUUUGGGUAGAACCUGUUCAAAAGGAUAUUUACUCCGAUAUUAAUGCAGCUUUGAAAGAAGUCGAUAAUUUACAUUUAGAAUCGGAAAUAACCGAUGCCGUAAUGGUUGUGGAAUCGCCGGGAGGAGAUAACAAUGAUGCCGAAGAAGUUAAUAAUAGAAAUAUGAAAACUUUUUGUGAUAUUUUAUCUGCUUUGGAAGUUUCGGUUAUAUUGGAUUUCACCUAUCAUCCCUGGCAUCAAGGUUUGGACUAUGUGCAAUCCCAUAAUAUACCCUAUUUGAGAGUGGAUCGUAUGCUGAAACCAUUUUUACACGCCUUUAGUGAAUUUCUAAUCCAGAAGGGGGGCAACGAUGUUGUAUUAAUUUUACAAAAUGAACAAGAUAGAAUGGAGGCUUUAUUACAAGUGGUUGAGGGAUAUCCAUUUCGUACAUUGAUAAUGAAUGCGGCCGAUAAUGAUGUUGAUAUUGUGCAACGUUUGAAAGAUUUACGACCCAGUCCUUCAUACUAUGCAAUAUUUGCCAAGGGUACAAAUAUGAAUACAAUUUAUGAAAAGCUCUCCAAUGGAAAUGUAUUUUUGCGCAAUACUGAAUGGCAUUUGAUAUAUUUGGAUACCAAGGAUAGAGUAUUUAAGUACAAAAAACAGGUGGAAAAGACCAAUAAAUUUGGUUUAAAUCCCAGAUCCAUUUGCCGAUCUAUGCUGAUGAAGGAUGCCUAUUGUUUAAGUGGUUUCACUUUGCAACGAGCUUUGUUAUUGGAGAUUUUCCGCAGUUUAAUUGAUAUUAGACAAUCAAAUUUAGAUUGGUUAAAACCUUUGGCAGCCGAGUGCAAUAGCACCAGCGAGGAAGCUGAUCCAUUUAUUUCAAACUUUGAAAUUUUAGAUCAUUUUCGUUUAACGAAUUUUAUGAGUUUUGCUACAACAAAUGCUAACAAUCAAUUUGAUGAUGAAGUGGAAGUUAUACCACCCCUAACGUAUAAUGUGAAUAUGACCAUAACUUUUUAUUCCAGUGAGCAUGAUGCCGUAACCGAUUUAGCUGAUUGGCAAAAUGGUGAAUUAAAAAAACGUAUACCAACUAUAAAUCCAUCCAAAAGAUUUUUUCGUAUAGGCACAACAGAGGCCAUACCCUGGAGCUAUUAUCGUCGAGAUCCUCAGACCGGUGAAAAGAUUUUAGACUCUAACGGUAAUCCCACAUGGGAGGGGUUUUGCAUUGAUUUCAUAGAAACCUUAUCGGAGAAACUAAACUUUGAGUAUGAGUUAAUCGAUCCGGUAAAGGGAAAAUUUGGUAAACGUGAUGUUGAAACCGGCAAAUGGGAUGGUAUUGUUGGUGAUUUGGUAAGUGGUGAAACGGAUUUAGCUGUAACAGCUUUGAAAAUGUAUUCGGAAAGAGAGGAGGUUAUUGAUUUUAUUGCUCCGUACUUUGAACAAACUGGCAUAUCGAUUGUUAUGCGCAAUCCGGUGAGGCAAACGUCUCUUUUUAAAUUUAUGACAGUGCUCAGAUUGGAGGUAUGGUUGAGUAUUAUAGCUGCCUUGGUUGCCACCGCUGUUAUGAUCUGGGUAAUGGAUAAAUAUUCUCCUUACAGUUCCAGAAAUAAUAAAGAUGCUUAUCCAUAUCCAUGCAGAGAAUUUACCUUACGUGAAAGUUUCUGGUUUGCUUUGACCUCGUUUACACCCCAGGGUGGUGGUGAAGCUCCUAAGGCUGUGUCAGGACGUAUAUUGGUAGCGGCUUAUUGGCUGUUUGUGGUCUUAAUGUUGGCCACAUUUACAGCAAAUUUGGCAGCCUUCUUAACCGUUGAAAGAAUGCAGACUCCGGUGCAAUCUCUGGAACAGCUGGCUAGGCAGUCUCGUAUAAAUUACACUGUGGUGGAUGGUUCGGAUACCCAUCAAUAUUUUAUUAACAUGAAAUUUGCCGAGGAUACACUCUAUCGCAUGUGGAAGGAAUUGGCCCUAAAUGCCUCAAGAGAUUUUCACAAAUUUCGCAUUUGGGAUUAUCCAAUCAAAGAGCAAUAUGGUCAUAUAUUAUUAGCUAUUAAUAGCUCGAUGCCAGUUAAGGACACUCAGGAGGGUUUUCGUAAAGUCAAUGAACAUGAAAAUGCCGAUUUUGCCUUUAUACAUGAUUCUUCGGAAAUUAAAUAUGAAAUAACAAAAAAUUGUAAUCUAACCGAAGUUGGAGAAGUAUUUGCUGAGCAACCCUACGCUAUAGCAGUGCAACAGGGAUCACAUUUGGCUGACGAAUUAAGUUUUGCCUUGUUGGAAUUGCAAAAGGAUCGUUAUUUUGAAGAGUUGAAGGCAAAGUAUUGGAAUCAUACUAGUGCCAAUUGUCCUUUGUCCGAGGAACAAGAAGGCAUUACUUUGGAAAGUUUGGGUGGUGUCUUCAUUGCCACACUAUUUGGCUUGGGUUUGGCCAUGGUCACCUUGGCUUUGGAAGUAUUUUACUAUAAGAAAAAAUUACCCAAAACCUCUAUUAAGGGUUCAAUUACACAAGUUAAACCUUUGGAUACACCACAAAAAGUUAUUGAUGUUUGGCAUACGGUUAAGGAAAAGAAAAAUCCAACACCGCCGCCUUCGUUUGAAACGGCUACAUUUAGAGGACGCAAAAUACCGGAUGGCAUAACUAUGGGUUCGGAAUUUAAACCAAGUCGUAUGGGCCUGCAAGUACGUCGUCGUGUAGAUAGUACAGAUACUUUAAAGGAUAGCGAUUUACCGGCAUAUGUGGAAUAGAUGAUAAUUUUAAUUAUGCAUAUUUUUUUCUAAAGCACUUAUGAUUAUU